AUUAUUAUUAUUUUUGCCUUCUUACUUCUUUUUUUUUUUUCUUUUUGUUUUCUUUUUUUUUGUUGUUGUUUUGUUUUUUGUUUUUUUGCCUUAUCCCGAGGGGUUUCCUUGUCGCUCGGUACCUCGCAACUGCCAAAUCCAGCCUGCACAAACUCCUGGCCACCGACCCCGCCGUCACCACGGGUCCUGGAGCCGGGAUUUUCGGGGCUUCGGGGGCGCGCCGCCUCCCCCCUCCCCCGCGGCGGUGCACGCUGGCCGUGCCCAGCGCUGAGAGACUUUCGGCGGCAGGAGUGCCGCUCUCCUGAAACGCCGCGGGCAGGCGGAACGCGCUUGUGAACUGGACCAGCUGCUUCGGGGAGGGGGGAAACCCGAUGUGGUGAGGAAAAAAAGCAGACCGACACCCCCCUCCAAAAAAAAAAAAAAAAACAAAAAAGCCCAACACCCCAAGAAAAACAAAAAAAGCAAACUUGGACGGGCGGCUCGGGGCGCUGCUUUUGCAGAAACUCUUGUCUGACCGCGGGCGGCCCCGCCGCUCCUGCUCCUGCUGCCGCCGCUGCUGCCUCGAGGGGGAGAGGACCGCGCCGCCGGGGACGAGGCGCCGGUGUGGAAGUACAAGUGGUGCGGGAAGCGGGGGCGCGGCCGCGGGGGGCUGCGCCGUCCCGGUGCCGCUGUGAGAAGUUGCGCGCCCUGCCCCGUGCCGGAGCGGCGCUGAGCCCCGGCGAGCCCCCCGCCGCCGCCGCCGCGAUGGUGCAGCAGACCAACACGGCGGAGAACACGGAGGCGCUGCUGGCCGCCGAGACCUCCGACUCCGGGGCCGGCAUCGAGCUGGGCAUCGCCUCCUCCCCCACGCCGGGUUCCACCGCCUCCACGGGGGGCAAGGCGGAUGACCCGAGCUGGUGCAAGACGCCCAGCGGGCACAUAAAGCGGCCCAUGAAUGCCUUCAUGGUAUGGUCACAGAUCGAGCGGCGAAAGAUCAUGGAGCAGUCCCCCGACAUGCACAACGCCGAGAUCUCCAAGCGCCUGGGCAAGCGCUGGAAGCUGCUCAAGGACAGCGACAAGAUCCCCUUCAUCCGGGAGGCGGAGCGGCUGCGGCUCAAGCACAUGGCGGACUACCCUGACUACAAGUACCGGCCCAGGAAGAAGGUGAAGUCGGGCAACAGCUCCGCCAAGCCCGGCGACAAGGCGGACAAGGGCGGCGGGGGCGGCGCCGGCGGGGGCAGCGCGGGCGGCGGCUCCAAGCCCCACGGCAAGGCGGCGGGGGGCAAGGCCGCCCCGUUCCCCGGGGAGCCGUCGGCCGCGCUGCUGCCGCCCGAGCACCAGGCGCUCUACAAGCCCCGGGGGGCGGCGGGCGCGCCCUCGGGACCCGGCAAACCGCUCGCCGAGAAGAAGCUGAAGCGGGUCUACAUCUUCGGGAGCGGCCAGGCGGCGGCUGCCUCCGCCUCCCCCGGCGGCGCCGUGCCCGGCAGCCCCACGCUGAGCAGCUCGGCUGAGGCCGGCGACCCCUUGAGCCUCUACGAGGAGGGGGGCGGCGGCGCGGGCCGGCCCGACGGGGACUGCGGCGGCGUCGCCUGCCCCUCGCCCUCCGGCUCCGGCUCGCCCUCGGAUCACCGCAGCUACACCAGCUUGCGUGCCUCCUCCCCGGCCCCCUCGACGGCGCAUUCCUCCUCCGCGUCCUCCCACUCCUCCUCCUCUUCCUCCUCCGGCUCCUCUUCGUCGGACGACGAGUUUGAGGACGACCUCUUGGACCUGAACCCCAGCCCCGGCUUUGAGAGCAUGUCCCUGGGCAGUUUCAGCUCCUCGGUGCUGGACCGGGACCUGGAUUUUAACUUCGAGCCUGGCUCGGGCUCGCACUUUGAGUUCCCGGACUAUUGCACGCCGGAGGUAAGUGAGAUGAUCUCGGGGGACUGGCUGGAGUCCAGCAUUUCCAACCUGGUCUUCACUUACUGAGGCGAGAGCCGGGCCCUGUUGGAGGAGGCACCGGCGCGCGUGGCUGUCGGCAGGACUCGCCCACCCCGCCAGGCGCUUUUGUAUCUUUUUCUGUUUUGUUCGGUGUUUGUAUUUUGGGGUUUUUUUGGGGAGGGAGGAAGUGUUUUGUUUGUUUCUGGGAAGGGGCUGUUGAAAGACUGCUUCUUGAGCUUGGGGAAGGAGCGGGAUCGCCCUCUCCUUGCGGAAAGGCCGGCAGUCCCCUUCCUCCGGCUGCAGACGGACUCGCACACACCCCCUCCGAGAGAGGAGCCUGAUGGUGCUUUUUGAGAGACUGGCGGGAGCGAGACGCUGUCCUUUUCCCUUUUUUAUUUCCUGAAAAGAGAGACAGAGAAAGGGGGAGGGAGGGGAAACCACACACACCUCUGGGUUCUUUGUUAUUGCCCAUUUUAUACGAAUAAAGAGGAGGGGGAGUUGCUGAGUGCGUUGUGCUGAGCGCACACUGGAUGUCUUGAACAUUCGCCCUUUCCAAUGAAAGAGCGAUCAGAACUGCUUG
Molecule: messenger RNA, 2479 nt
Organism: Onychostruthus taczanowskii (white-rumped snowfinch)
Lineage: Eukaryota; Metazoa; Chordata; Aves; Passeriformes; Passeridae
Gene: SOX4
Product: SRY-box transcription factor 4
Biological process (GO): anatomical structure morphogenesis; positive regulation of transcription by RNA polymerase II; cell differentiation
Molecular function (GO): DNA-binding transcription activator activity, RNA polymerase II-specific; RNA polymerase II cis-regulatory region sequence-specific DNA binding
Source: RefSeq, a predicted model, not a curated record